AUGGAUGCUGGCAAUGAAAAGACCGCUUACGAUGCCAAAGUCGACCCUGCGACAUUCACAGACACUAGUGAUCCUGAGGUUGGAAGUGCACGCGAUGUUGGCUCUCGCCAGCAUGAGUUACAUCGGAAGCUCAACUCCAAGCAGGUACAACUGUUUGCAAUCGGUGGCGCUAUCGGGACUAGUCUGUACGUGCAAAUGGGCUCUGCCCUGCCAAAGGGAGGUCCAGCGGGACUAUUCCUUGGAUUCUUCGUUUGGGGUUGUGUCAUGCUAUGUGUCAACGAAUGCUUUGCCGAGAUGGUCUGCUAUGCACCGAUCGCCUCACCCUUUAUUCGACUUGGCGGCUUUUGGGUGGAUGAAGCCCUCAAUUUCGCCAUGUCCUGGAACUUCUUCCUGAACAUGGCCCUGCUAGUCCCCUUCGAGAUCGUUGCCUUCAAUAUCCUUCUGACCUAUUGGACGGAUAAGGUUCCCGUUGAAGCCGUGAUUGUGAUUGUUCUUGUCAUUUACGGGUGCUUGAAUAUGGUGUCUGUCAAAUACUUUGGUAUUGCCGAGUUUUAUCUCUCCAUUUUCAAGGUGCUUCUGAUUGUUGGGCUUCUGUGCUUCACUUUUAUCACGAUGCUGGGUGCAAACCCGAUUCACGACCGCUACGGAUUCAGAUAUUGGAACGACCCGGGUCCCUUCGUCGAGCAUCUGGUCCCUGGCUCGACCGGCCGGUUCCUUGGCUUUUUGUCAUGCAUUGUCCAGGCGACCUUUUCCAUCUGCGGGCCGGAAUACAUAUCUAUGGUCGCAGGCGAAACUAAAGCCCCGCGCAAAGUGCUUCCGAAGGCCUUUCGCUCAUUCGUGUGGCGAAUCCUUGUUUUCUUUUGUGCGUCGGCCCUGGCUAUGGGUAUCGUCAUUCCGUCUAAUGAUGAAACUUUGCUGGCCGUGCUCGUCGGGGAUAUUGAGGGCAGUGGCACUGGUGCGGCAUCGCCGUAUGUGAUUGCGAUGCAGCGGCUUCGAAUCUCUGGACUUCCCGACGUGGUUAAUGUCGGUAUCAUGACCUCGGUCCUCAGUGCUGGCAAUGGAAUUCUCUUUUCGGCGACUCGGACGCUCUACGGCAUGUCAUUGGAAGGUACAGCACCGAAGUUCUUCUCCAAGACCCUCAAGUCGGGGGUCCCCAUUUACAGUGUUCUUGCAGGUCUUUCGGUGGGAUUACUGGCCUUCCUGCAGUCCAGCAACUCAAGUGCGAAAGUUCUGACUUGGUUGGUGUACCUGAUCACUGCAUGUCAGCUUCUCAAUUACUUCUCCACCGCUCUUACCUACAGACAUUUUUAUGAAGCGUUGAAGCAACAAGGUGUCGACCGUAAUAGCCUUCCAUACAAAGGAAAAUUCCAGCCAUAUACAUCAUACCUCGCCAUGUUCGCCACUGCCUUAAUGCUAUUCCUGCUAGGCUAUGACCUGUUCAUUACGGGUGGAUGGGACAUCCUCUACUUCUUCCUCGACUACACGUUUCUCGGGGUCUUCCCACUAGCAAUAAUCUUCUGGAAGGUGGUGAAGAAGACGAAAUACGUCAAGCCCGGGACGGCAGAUCUCACGGCUAGAGGGUUAGUCCCUGCAAUUGACGAGUAUGAGCGAUGUUUUGAGGAGGACGAAAAGCCCAGUAAAGGAGUGGAGAGCCUUCUAGAUCGGGUUUUCAAUGGCAAAGCGGUGAAAAAGGGCUGA
Messenger RNA from Exophiala aquamarina CBS 119918, 1698 nucleotides. RefSeq lists its product as uncharacterized. NCBI's taxonomy places the organism in Eukaryota, Fungi, Ascomycota, Eurotiomycetes, Chaetothyriales, Herpotrichiellaceae. Gene Ontology annotation, cellular component: membrane. Gene Ontology annotation, biological process: amino acid transmembrane transport. Bases 1 to 1698 code for a protein of 565 amino acids. The transcript has 3 exons. Gene Ontology annotation, molecular function: amino acid transmembrane transporter activity. The record is from RefSeq and is a predicted model, not a curated record.